Messenger RNA from Ictalurus punctatus (channel catfish), 951 nucleotides. It is a transcript of the gene or90a1, whose product is annotated as odorant receptor, family 90, subfamily A, member 1. Gene Ontology annotation, molecular function: G protein-coupled receptor activity. Gene Ontology annotation, cellular component: membrane. The record is from RefSeq and is a predicted model, not a curated record. The transcript has a single exon. Bases 4 to 951 code for a protein of 315 amino acids. Gene Ontology annotation, biological process: G protein-coupled receptor signaling pathway. Lineage: Eukaryota; Metazoa; Chordata; Actinopteri; Siluriformes; Ictaluridae.
CAUAUGAGCAUGAAUUCAACUGGAACUCUGGUACGAGACACAUUCAGCAAUGCAUUUGCAAAGAAUUUCAUUUUGGUGGGAGUGUGGCUUAGCCUGAGCUACAUCAAUGGUAGUGUUGUGGCUAACUUCUUCAGCAACCAGAUAUUUUAUGAGGACCCACGCUAUAUUCUCUUCAUUCACAUGGUCAUAAAUGAUGCAGUGCAGUUGACUGUCACAGUGGCUCUGUUCAUAGUGAGUUACAUUUACUAUUCCAUCAAUGUAUCUGUCUGCUGUGUCUUUAUUCUUGUGGCUGUCUUUACCACACGCAACACACCCUUAAGCCUGGCUGGGAUGGCUAUUGAGCGCUACAUUGCCAUUUGUGAACCUCUACAUCAUACCCAGAUCUGCACUGUACAGCGAACUUAUCUCCUCAUCGGCUUUAUCUGGUUCAUCUGCGUAGUACCUGACAUCACUGACCUAUUUAUAACUCUGGCUAUGGAACCCAUCAGCUUCUUCCAUAGUUCUGUGUUUUGUCUGCGCCAAAAUAUCUUUAAAGACCCAGUGCUUCUGUACAAGAGGCAAGCAUUUGAUGCAAUCUACUUCUCUUUAGUCUUCCUCACACUAGUCUAUACAUAUCUGAAGGUUAUGUUUGCAGCCCGGGCCAUCUCUACUGUGAAAACAUCAGCCCAGAAGGCAAGAAAAACUAUUUUGCUUCAUGGAGCUCAACUUCUCAUGUGUAUGCUUUCCUAUAUUUCUCCCAGUGUUGAGGUCAUCCUAAAUAUUAUCUUCCCUGGACAUAUCCUGGAGAUCCGCUAUGCCAACUAUCUCAUUGUCUACAUCUUGCCACGUUUUCUAGGGCCAAUCAUAUAUGGAGUGCGAGAUCAAAAGUUCUGCAAGUAUCUAAAGAGGUAUUUUAUAUUUGUUAAUUGCAAAUCCAGCACAAAGGUAGACAGCCAAGAGGAAGAUAAUUAA